Messenger RNA from Stylophora pistillata, 1164 nucleotides. Its product is annotated as vesicular inhibitory amino acid transporter-like. NCBI's taxonomy places the organism in Eukaryota, Metazoa, Cnidaria, Anthozoa, Scleractinia, Pocilloporidae. The record is from RefSeq and is a predicted model, not a curated record.
AUGGAAACAAAGUACUUUACUCUGAAAAGUGAACUACUCCAUGAAGAUGAGCAUGCAGCCAUAAUAGAGAUGUUGCAGUCUUCAGAUGCUGAGAGCUCGUCAGACGAUGAUCUUUCUCCUUGUUCAAAAGGACAGCUUUUGCCUGAACCCUCGACUGGUGACUCGUCAGUGUGGAAAGCCGUAGCGAAUCUUAUCAACUUUAUCGAAGGUGUAAGCUUUUUAACUCUGCCCUAUGCACUCAAACAGGGAGGAAUUGGUGCCUUGGUCGCUUUUAUCAUAAUUCCAGUUAUCCUGUGGUAUAUGGGAACUCUUCUAAUUGACUGCCUCUAUGAUAAAGACAAGCGCCAGUGGUUCUGCAUCGCGGGAAUUUUGGUUCUACUAACAACUUUCCUCCAGUCCCUUUCUCAAAUCGCUUGGUUGAGUGUUGUCAGUAUCUUGGGUUUAGUUGUAGUUGUAGUGAGUGUCGUAUGGUAUGGAGCAGAGAAUACGCACAAGUGGAAUUUUAAUUCUCUCCUAUUUUGGAACAGUGAGGGAGCCAUCAAUUCUGUACCCGUAAUAAUGUAUAGUUAUGCUGCAGCUGUGAUUUUUCCUUUUAUAGAGGGUAGUAUGGUCAAGAAAGAAAAUUUUCGCAAAGCAUUAGCUUCGGCUUACAUCGUAAGCGCUUCGACGAAAUUACUCUUUUCUUUGCUUGCAUUUCUUGCAUUUGGCUCUAAAACUAAGGAUGCUGUUAUCAACAAUCUUCCCCCGGGACCUGUUCAUAUGGCAGUUAGUUCCUUUUUCGCAUUCAACUGCGUGCUCUCUUACGUGCUUAAUCUUUUUCCCAUUUUGGAGACAACUCAUAAUUCAGUUAUAACACAUGUUCGGAAUGAUAAAAACCCUAGUUUCUUCACGUAUGCCAUUGUGCGAGUCACCCUUGUUCUUAUGACUGUCGCAGUGGCUAUAUCCAUCCCAAGUUUCUACGUUAUUGUGAUGUUUGCGGGAAGUACAAUGGGAUCUUUCUUGGAGACCAUCUUCCCAUGUGUUUUGCAUUUAAAACUAAGAUACAAGCAGUUACAUUUAUACCAAAUUGUUGUUCAUAUACUUUUGCUAUGUUUCGGGAUAGCUGUAACAAUUCUCGGAGUCGGAUCGUCGAUUAAAACUAUAAUUGAGUUAUAUGAAAUAUAA